Molecule: messenger RNA, 1539 nt
Organism: Chrysochloris asiatica (Cape golden mole)
Lineage: Eukaryota; Metazoa; Chordata; Mammalia; Afrosoricida; Chrysochloridae
Product: E3 ubiquitin-protein ligase TRIM31-like
Exons: 8
Coding region: 1-1539 (512 amino acids)
Molecular function (GO): protein binding; zinc ion binding
Source: RefSeq, a predicted model, not a curated record
AUGACCAGUUCACAGGUUCUCAGUAGGUUGCAGGAGGAAGUGAUCUGCCCCAUCUGCUUAGAAAUUCUACAAGACCCUGUCACCAUCAUUUGUGGGCACAAUUUCUGCUUCAGAUGCAUCACUAAGAAUGUGGGCCCAUCAGACAAUUUGCUCAAGUGUCCCCUCUGCAAGAAAUCUGUGAUGAAGGACACGCUGAAGCCCAACUGGCUGUUGGUGAAUCUGGUGGAGAAAAUCCAAAUUUUAAGUCCCUUUGAGGAGCAGCCAGAAAUGCAAGAACUGAAAUGUCCAAAGCACCAAGAGAAGUUCCAUUAUUUCUGUGAGAAUGAUGGGAAGUUUCUCUGUGUAGUGUGUCAUCAAUCCAAGGAACAUAAAUUACACAAAAUCAGCUUGAUAGAAGAAGCUGCCCCAAAAUAUCAGGUAUUAAUUCAAUCUCAGCUUGAGACCUUGCAGCAAAAGGAGAAGGCACUAGUACAAAUGAAUGUAAAAGGUGAACAGAAGAUCAGUGAAUUCAAGGCCCAGGUGAAGAAUGAAAGGCAAAAAAUCAUCCAAGAAUUCAAGCAUUUGCAUCAGGUCCUUCAGGAGGAGGAGAAGCUCCUCCUGUCCCAAGUGGACCGGCUGGAUCAAGAGGGAGCCAAGGAGGAAAAAAUUUAUAUCACUUCCUCUGAGGCACUGCAGAAGCAUCUCGGUAGGCUUGCUGAAUCCCUGAAGGCCAAGCAGAAAAUGUCUUCCAGAGAUCUGCUCUGGGAUAUCAAAGUUGUCUUGUACAGGUGUAAAGCAUUUCAACUGGUCUCCCUAACCCCUGUUUCUACGGACUUGGAGAAAAAAUUAAGUGAUGCCAUAUCAAGACAUAACUCCAUUGUAGACACCUUGAAGAAAUGCAGAGACAACCUCUUGGCUGAUAAGAAGAAAUACAAAAGCAUGUUUUUCAUAGACACCUCAAAGAACUCGACUGUGUUAGAGAAUAACAAUUCUAAAAUGAACACAGCCUUGGAGCCUGAGUCCCCCUCUACAGCCCCCGUGACCCUGGACGCAACCUCAGCUCACCCGGACCUCAUUCUUUCCCAGGAUCUGAAGACAGUGAAGCUGGACAUCGGCCCUCUGAGUAACUCGGCGGAGCCAGCAGACCCCAGGUGCUUCUACCCAUUCCGCUGCGUGGUGGGCUUGCCUAGCCUCUCCUCUGGCAAACAGACCUGGGAGGCGGAGCUCCAAGGGCCCGGGGGAGGAGCUUGCCUGGUGGGCGUGGUAUCGGAGCACGCGCCACGCCGGGGCUUCCUACAGGUGGAGCCCAAGGCUGGCUUCUGGGUACUGCGCAUUAAGGGCACCCAGUGCCAGGCCCUCAUUCAGGACGACACUCGGGAGGUGCUUCCCAUUCCUCCGAGUAAAGUAGGCGUCCACGUGGAUCAUGAUCGCGGGGAGGUCGUUUUCUACGACGCCAUCACUAGCAAACACAUCUAUACCUUCCAGGCCUCCUUCCAGGGGCGGAUCUUCCCCUUUUUCAGACUCCUAUAUUCUGGCACUCAGAUCACUCUGAGCCCCUAG